Messenger RNA from Peniophora sp. CBMAI 1063, 4743 nucleotides. The record is from the annotation of a GenBank genome assembly. NCBI's taxonomy places the organism in Eukaryota, Fungi, Basidiomycota, Agaricomycetes, Russulales, Peniophoraceae.
AUGGCCCUUGUGGCCGGUCUUGUGAAUAGCCUGCCUUACGAUAUCUACCUGCUUAUCUUUCUCUGCCUGGAUGACCUGCGCGAUGUCCUUGCACUCAAACAGGUCAAUCGUGUCCUACACGCCUGCGGCUCCAGUGACUACCUCUGGCACCAUAUCUCCAGACGACUGCGUGUCCCUCUCGACGUGUCACCCGCGGUCCCGACCACAUCUUUAUCAGGAUCAGAACUCCAACACCUCGUACUGCGCGCCUUACAACUAGAACACAACUGGAAGCGGCCCGACCCUCGAAUACGGCGCUACAGAUCGCUGGACUGCUCCUCGGCCGCAGCCAUAGAUGAAAUGUUUCUGCUCAAUCGUGCGCGCUGGCUGGUUACUGCACAGCGUACGCGCCGCAACGGCUCGCCCGUGGCCCAGAUCUGUCUCUGGGCUUUGGGCGACUCGAACACGUUCAAGCCGUACUGUGCCGCCUCGCUCGAAAUACCGGGGCGAUAUCGCAAGAUCGCCGCGGUGGUGGACGAUGAACGUGAAGUGGCCACGUUUGCCAUCAAUACAGAUGCGGACAAACUCACCGACGACAUCCUACAAGUCCACGAACUGCAUCUCCUGCAGCGCCACGAGACCAUCGGUCUCUCGCGUACGCGCACCGAUGCGCAACACCGCGCUUUCACGCGGCCCAGAGGGGCGAAGGGUAUAAUCCAGGAUCUGGCGGCCGAGGGCGACCUCGUUGCGGCGGUGUUCAUCGACUUUGACGCGGAAUUCCCGGGCAACGCGUACCAGAUCUUCCUAAUCAACACGCAGACGUGGGCCACGGAGCUUCUGCAUCCCACGUUUGACCAGCCGGUCAACCGCCUCAAUCUGAGGUUGACGCCUAGUAGGAUCAUACUGGUCGGCGCGACCGCGGACACGAUCGUUCUGCGUGGUCUUGCCCUACCAUCUCAAGUCACGGAUGGCACCCCAAACGCGGACCAACACCAGUUUCAAUACCGGCCCACAGACGACGGCGAGACCGUCGACGAUCUGGGCUUCCUCACGUCCAUGUCCAUCUCGUCCUGCCCGAACCCCAUAGACUCCGACACGCUCAUCUUCCACUCGAUGACAGCGCCGGACGUUCUGUCGCUGCUCUUUGUUGACCUCCAAGACUCGAUGCCCGGACACGGUCACCUCGUCCGACUGUUCUUCAACCAAGAUCGAGCCGCUUCACCCUCAGAAGCCGAAGAUGGUCGUGCAGGAUACCUGAACGAGAGCGUCCGCCAAGACCGACCCUUCCCAAUGCCCCCCGAAACGACCGUCAAGCUCGUCCGCAUCGGCGCCACAGGCCGCCGAGCGAUAUGGAUCGAGCACAACUGGGAAUUCGAAGAGACGCGUGUGAUGCGUGCGCAUUUCCCCAUCGAGGACCCGGAAAAUAGUUUGGUUGGGGUACUGAUACCUGCUAUACCGGUCAAUCCUGCGUUGCCGUUUACGCCGAGGGCGGCGCAAAGCCUGGCGUUUGAUGAGGUUACGGGGCGGCCGUGUAUGGAGCAAGAAACGGAACAAUUCGUCCGCGCGAUCGUGAUCGCGGCGGACCCUUCGCAGGGCGCGUUGCACAAGCAGGCCAUCGAGUAUCUGCAGACUAUCCAGGCGAACGUCAAGGAGACGUGGCAGCUGGCGCUCAACGUUUUUGUUGCGCAGGGGCCUGUUGGGACGAGGAGGCAUCCGGUGGAGGCCAGGUUCUUCGCGUUGAAGGUGUUGGACGAAUUUUUGGACGGAAAAUACGACGCCUUCCCCGACGAUGUCUUCCAGACUCUGAAACAAACACUACUGGGCUACAUCAGCUCAGAAUACACCUAUGGCUCAGCAGAAGCCUCCGCACCUUUCCUCCGCAACAAAUUCUCGCACACCCUCGCUCUAUUCUUCCUCGCCACCUACUCAGAACAAUGGACGUCCUUCUUCGCCGACCUCUUCGCGCUUAUGCGUCCAGCAGAAGCGUCGAGCUCGUCCAACGCCGUCGCGUUCAACACCCACGUAUCCUUGUUAUUCUUCCACAUCGUCCUCGAGAUCUCGGGCGAAGUCGCCGAUACGAUCCUCAAAGUCGCUCGUACGUGGACAGAAGAGCGUCAUCAGCGCGAUGGACGCGUCAGGGACGCCGUACGCGAGCGCGACGCGCCGCGAAUUAACGAGGCCGUGCUCACGAUCGUGGCGGAUGCCGCUGGGCGCAUGGAGAGGCUGCGAAAGGAAGGAGGGAGUCAGAAGGAGCUCGGAGAGGCGGUUGAAGUCGCCGGGACUGGCAUGCGCACUUUCGCGUCGUACGUCGGAUGGGUCGAUAUCAAUCUCACCGUCACGCCGAGCACCAUCCCGCUCAUCUUCACCCUUCUCUCCGAUCCCGCCAUUCCCGUCCGCAUCGCCACUUCCAACGCUCUCAUGCGUAUCCUGUCAAAGGGAUUGAAGGAGCCCACGGACAAGUUGCAGCUUAUGAAGGUCUUGUCGUUGGGAGAUGUGCUGGCCGCUUUGGAAGAGCGGACGCGCGCGGAACAGGCUGCGCGUAAGGGCGAUGAGGAUGAGGACGAGGAGUCGUACAGGGAAGCGCUGGGACGACUGCUCAAUGUGCUCGGUGGAGAGUUGGUCAACUUACUCUCGGACACUACACCAGAAAACGUCCGUGCAGAAGCCUACCAAAUGCUCCAACAGCUCCUGCCCGUAAUGCUCCGUUUCAUGGCGGACGACUACGACGACACCUGCUCCACCAUCUUCCCUCUCCUCUCAUCCGUGCUCUCCUUCUACAAGAAGUCCCGCAAAUCCCUCUCGGAUCCACUGGAACCGGAACGCCUCACCUUCCUCGCCUCCCUUCUCGGCGUCAUCCUACAAAAGAUGAAAUGGGACGAGUCGGAGGAUAUCGACGAUAUGGACGACGAUGACCGCGGCGCGUUCGAAGUUCUCCGCAAGGACCUGCGAUCGUUCAUGGACUCUGCUUUGGCGCUGGACCCAGAUAUGGUGGCCCAAGUUGUGCGAACGCAGGCUCUGGAAACAUUGUCAGCAUACAGCAACGGCCAGAACGUCAAGUGGAACGACGCUGAGCUAGCCUGCUACCUCAUCUACAUCUACGGUGAGAUCAACAAGUCCGGCGCCAAAGGCCGCGCCGCAUUCGUCCAGGCACCCGCCGUCGCAAAAGAGCAACGCAAGAUCGUCGACUAUACCGCCUUCCCUCUGACAUUACAAGGAGAACUCGUCUCCGCGUUGAUCGAGUCUCGUAUCUCCGCAUACCCGCAUCAGGCCGUCGCGAUGCAGGUCUUCGAGUCCUUCGCGCGCUACACCGACUUCUUCAAGGUUCGCAAGAACUGCAUCGUUCCGGCCUUGGAAGCCAUGGUCGACGCACGAGGUCUGCACAACCAGAACAAAGCCGUCCGCUCCCGCGUCUUCUACCUCUUCUACAAGUUCCUCACGACCUGCCGCGGCGAGAUCCCCAUCGAACUCGUCCCCACCCUGCUCAACAGCAUGCGCGACGUCCUCUCCAUCCAAAUCGACCUCCCCGAGCCCGAACCGAACGAGGAACCCUCGCCCCUCGCCCUCCUCGCCGAAGCAGCCUCCGCACAAGACCCCCAACUAUACCUCUUCGAGUCCGUCGGCAUCCUCGUGUCCAUGCUCUGGAAAACGCCGGAGCAGCCUGAGGUUCUCUUGUCGUUUGUCCGUCCAUUACUGGAUCUGCUUCAGUCGGAUCUGCGCUCUGUGAAAGGCGUAGGGGGGAUGCAAGACGUGCUCCCUCUACUCCGUAUCCACCACGUCGUCAUGGCCCUCGGCAACAUCGCGCGCGGCUUCCCCGACUUUCCCAACCCGAUACCCGAAGGCUACGUCUUCCAGUGCCUCGGCAUCUUCCGCGACAUUGCGCAGGCGAUCUUGGUUAGUUUGGAAGCGAUGAAGGUGUUCAAAGUCGUGAGGGACGCUUCGAGGUUCGCUUUUGCGCGGAUCAUCGCGACUACGGGGACGCAGAUCACGGACCUGAUUCCCCCGCUCAUGGUCAAUCUCCUUACGGAGUUCGAGCCGAGCGAGCUGGUCGACUUUAUGAACUUCUUGAAUCUCCUUAUCCAUCGGCUUCAGGGCGACAUGUUCGAUGUGCUGGACGAGCUGUUCACUCCGCUUACUGUGCAUAUCGCCGGGAUCAUGUCCCAGCCUGUCUCUGGCACGGACGACGCUCUCGCACGAGGCGAGACGAAACGCGCAUACCUCACCUUCCUCACCAACGUCAUGUCGUCCAAACUGCAAGGCGUAUACCUCUCGGACCGCAACAAAGCCCGCUUCGAGCAGGUCCUCCAAUCCAUCCUCGAGCUCGGCGGCGACCUCUCCGACCCCGUCAGCCAAAAGCUCGCCUUCACCUUCCUCAACAAGAGCGUGACCCAGUGGGCCUCUCUAUCCGACUCGCCAACAACGAAUGGAGAUACCACUUCUACGCCAUCAACAUCCGUCCCCGGCUACGAACGUUUCGUCUACGACUCCGUCAUCCCUCUAUCCUUCCGCGUUCUCAGCGCGCCCGAGCUGAACGUCAAAGACGGACAAGUGCUCGUUCUGUUGCAGGAGAUCGCCAGUACGCUUCAGGCCGCGUUGAAGGCGCGCAAACAGGAGGCGUACGAGUUCUUCGUGAACGCGUUCUUGCCGGCUCAAGGGUGGCCGGCGGAGACUGCUAGGGAGUUUACGGCGAAGAUGGGCGAGUUGGAUAACAAGGCUUUCAGGAAGUAUUUCUCGGAGUUUGUCAGGUCUUCGAGGCAGGGUUCAUAA